ACGAGGCGAAGCAUUUCUAUAUACUUCUUUAAAUACAUAUACGUUUUCAUCUCUUUUUUUUUCCUUCUUUAAGAAAAAAAAAAUAAUAAUUAUGAUUAGUUCAAUACGCUCUCUUGUUUCUGAAAAUAGGAAACGAUAUAUUGAUAGAGAUGUUAACCUUGAUUUAAGCUACAUCACGGACAGGAUCAUUGCAAUGUCAUACCCUUCUGGUGGAUUAGAAGGUUUGUACCGAAACUCACUUGCUCAAGUCAAAAGGUUUCUUGAUACUAGACAUUCAGGGCAUUAUAAAGUGUAUAACUUGCGGCGUGAAAAGCAAUAUGAUUUAUCAAGAUUUGAAAAUGGUAUAGAGAUCUAUAAACCAUACAAUUACUCAUAUGCCUUUAUAGCUGCCAAUUACCCCUUUCUAGAUCAUCAAGCACCUCCAUUUCAUGUUCUAGUUGAAUUCUGUUCAGAUGCAGCAGCAUGGCUGCAAAGUGAUCCAGAUAAUAUUGCGGCCAUUCAUUGUAAAGCAGGCAAAGGAAGAACAGGCACAGUCAUUGCUGCCUUAAUGCUCCAUACUGGACUAGCAAAAGAUGCGACAGAAGCCAUUCAAAUCUAUGGUGAAAAAAGAACACAUAAUAUGAAGGGAAUCACAAUUCCAAGUCAGAUUCGUUAUGUUGAAUAUUAUGACUUUAUGUUAAAGCACGCAACUCUUUAUGAAUCAAAUAAAGACAAGUCUAUUCGCCUUGCUCAAGUUGUAGUGCAUGAUCUGCCAGAAAGCCUAAAGAACAAUAAAGAAUUUGUGCUACGUGUCCAUCAAGAAGAUGGGGUUUGUAUCCAUUAUGAGAAAUCAACCGAGAGCGAAAUUGAUCGAACACUUGAUACGAUUUUGAUAAACACAAUGUCAAAUCAAUGUUUCACAGGUGAUUUUCAAGUUGCUUUUUUAAAUACAAAGGGAAAGAUUCUGUUUAGUUUCUGGUUAAAUGCGACUUUUGUAUAUAUCAUGUCAAACAAUGUAGUCUAUCUAAAGAAAGAGGAUAUAGACAUUGCUUACCAUGACGAAGCAUGUAAAGAGUUUAGGAGAGACUUUUCAGUAAAUCUCACGUUUUCCAGAGAAGAUUUGAUGUAAAUAAUAAAC
This is a messenger RNA of Gilbertella persicaria, 1117 nucleotides long. Its product is annotated as protein-tyrosine phosphatase-like protein. The record is from RefSeq and is a predicted model, not a curated record. Gene Ontology annotation, molecular function: protein tyrosine phosphatase activity; phosphatidylinositol-3,4,5-trisphosphate 3-phosphatase activity. NCBI's taxonomy places the organism in Eukaryota, Fungi, Mucoromycota, Mucoromycetes, Mucorales, Choanephoraceae. The coding region runs from base 92 to 1108 and encodes 338 amino acids. The transcript has 7 exons. Gene Ontology annotation, biological process: protein dephosphorylation. Gene Ontology annotation, cellular component: cytosol.